Triticum aestivum (bread wheat) is the source of this 1197-nucleotide messenger RNA. RefSeq names its product putative F-box protein At2g02030. The record is from RefSeq and is a predicted model, not a curated record. Gene Ontology annotation, molecular function: protein binding. The coding region runs from base 1 to 1197 and encodes 398 amino acids. The transcript has a single exon. Lineage: Eukaryota; Viridiplantae; Streptophyta; Magnoliopsida; Poales; Poaceae.
AUGCCGUGCGAGCUGCGUCACGAGCUGAUCGUGUGGGAGAUCCUGGUCCGGCUGCCCGCCAAGUCGCUGCUGCGGCUACGCUGCGUCUGCAAGGCCUGGCGCGACACCAUCUCCGGUGCCGACCCCUCAUUCUCUCAGGCGCACCUCUACCGACUUCAUCAGCAAGUCAGGAAGCCCUGCAGCCUGCUCAUCGCACCACGUAUCAGAAGCGAAAGGAUCAAAGGGAAGAUCGCCACCCCACGACUUUACCUGUGGGAGGAGAGCCGGCAGGGCGUCGCGACCCUCUUGCACGACACCUCCUCGUUCACCGAUGAGGAGGCCAAGACAAGACAUGGGUUCGGCCACUGCGACGGGCUCGUGCUCCUGCCCGCCGAGGAUGCCGUGUGUGUGCUCAACCCAGCCACAAGCCGAAUCAUCGAGCUCCCUUGGAGCCCCAACAACGUUGCACCACGCCGGCACUUGGUGGCACAAGGACACCAAGCAUUCGGCUUCGGGCGUGACCAUCGCUCCAACGCCUACAAGGUCGCCCGCUUCUUCUACCAUGAAACUCGUGCCAUGGGUAGCCAUGGGAUGGAGGUGUUCACUAUCGGAAAGGACCAAUACUGGCGUGAGACGGCUGCACAACCACCGUACCCGUUUCUAGCAGGACGGAUUGCGACCUUCAUCAAGGGUUCCCUGAUUUGGACAGUUGACCAGUACUCACUUAUGUAUGAAUGUAAUCCCUCGCUUCUACCUCAUCAUGCAAGUAUGACGUGCUUUGUCCGGUUUAGUCUUGAAGACGAACCAUUCAGCAUCAUGACGGGUCCUCCAUGGUUUGAAGCGGGCGACUAUUUAGAAUCCAGAUUAGCUAAGUUGAACGGUGAGCUAGCCAUCCAUCAUCUAGGGCCCAACUAUGAAUCUGUUGAGAUAUGGAUGUGCAAUGAUGCGGAAAGCAACAACCCGCCACGGUGGGAGCAGCACCAUGUUUUCAACUUCCGGGCUUAUGUUCGUCUGAUAGCUACAUUCAACGAUGAGAUAGUGUACCAAGACGGAUCAUCGUAUCUCUGGCGUCAAACUCAUCAAGGAAAUAAAUUUAUGGUUUGCAUGACUGACUUGAAGUAUCGUAACCCCGACAUGGGCACACUUGUUGAAUACUCAUGGGGGACCAUUAAGGACUUUGAUUUAAUCUUUUUCAUUCCUACCCUAGUUCAAAUAUAG